This is a messenger RNA of Plasmodium gonderi, 2226 nucleotides long. RefSeq lists its product as hypothetical. The coding region runs from base 1 to 2226 and encodes 741 amino acids. The transcript has a single exon. NCBI's taxonomy places the organism in Eukaryota, Apicomplexa, Aconoidasida, Haemosporida, Plasmodiidae. Gene Ontology annotation, molecular function: 2-oxoglutarate-dependent dioxygenase activity. The record is from RefSeq and is a predicted model, not a curated record.
AUGAAGGAACCCAUAUCAGAGAACUUCCACAGAUACUGCAAACUGAUUGAGAAGAAAAUAAAAUAUAUAAACCAAGACGAAAUAGAAACAGCAAAAGUUUUCGAAAAACUGAUAAAAAAAUAUAAUAUAAAAAAAGUAAAAAGAGUCUCUCUACCAAUGGGAAACACAAAUGAAGACAUAGGUAUUGGUACAGGUAUAGGCACAGGCGCAGACAGUUAUUCCUAUUCUUCAUCAUCUGAUUUUUUCUUUAACUACUAUUAUGAAAAACGUGAACCGAUCAUCAUAAAAAACUUGAGUCACAAAAUUGGAAAAUGCAUAAAAACAUAUAAUAACGGAAAUAUCAUUAAACAUAUAGGAAGUACAAAAGUAAGCAUACACAUAAGCAAUUCCAAAUUUUUGAACAAUGUAAACAAAAAUUUCUGCUAUACAUUAUCAUCUAUAACAAAAUUUAUUCAACUAAUUGGACAAGAAGAUAAAAAAAAAAAAAAAUUUUCACUUCGAUAUGAUGAAGGUAGAAAAGAGAUAUACAUAACCUUCUGCAAAGGUGAUAUCCUUUGGGAGAAGAAAAAAAAUAAAGAGAUUGAUGAAUCUACCAAUGUGAUUAACACAUCGAAUAACAAAAAAGACGACAUAAGAACAAAAACAUUUCAUACAUUUACUUACCCCAAGAGUAAAAAGUUCACAACACAUAAUGAUGAACAAAGGACGUUGAAAGAUGAUUCCACUAAUCAGUACGGAGAAAUGAAAGUAAAACAGAAAUGUAUACCAUUCAAUUGUACCAUGAUAACUCCAAAUGAGAAAAGAGAAAACAAAAGGUAUGGCAAUCAUAAUACACAUAAGGAUAGUGAAAACUAUUACUACUAUUACAGAUCAUUAGGGACUAAUCAAUUUAAAGAUGUAUCGAAUAUUAAAAAAAUGAAUAAUUUUGUCAAAGAUAAUUUUUUUUUACCUGCACAGAUUUAUCCUCCUCAUGAUAAAUUUGAAUUUUUUUCAUCCAUUUUAAGAAUAGGACAAACCAAUAUUUUUAUAUGGCUGCACUAUGACAUCCCAGACAAUUUUCUAAUUCAAGUAAAAGGAAGAAAAAAAAUUUUAUUAAUUCCACCCAAGUUUGUAAAAUAUUUUCAUAUUAUCAAUUCUUCUUCAUCGUACAAUUUAUUCAACAUUUUGACAAAAAAAAAAUUAACGAAAAAGGAAAAAAUCGUGAAAAAAAUAAUACACAAAUUUGCAUUCGUGGCAGAUUUAUACCAAGGGGAUAUUCUGUUUAUCCCUUCCUUAUGGUUGCAUUAUGUGUACAAUAUGCCUGCACAUACACAUGUAAAAAAGAGUUAUAAGUCCUAUCAUCAGUAUUUGCAUAUCAGAAAAGAGGAAGGGUGUACACAAUUCUCCCAUCCAAAAAAAACGAAGAGAAAAGGAAAAAAUGCCACAUCACGCAUUUAUCAGCAAAGUGGAAAUUUCGAAAUAAGAAAAAAAAAGAAAAAAAAAAAAAAAUCAACACUAAAGGCAGCCGCAACUGCAACUGCAAAACCAUACAUUUGUCAAUCAAAUGGACAUGUGCCCCUAAACCUUUUUAUGCGUCUAAAGAGAAGAAAGACACGUGCCUUAAGGACAUUAUCACAUAACACAGAAGACAGACGCAAGCUUCGAUUACUUCCUCAUUUGUACAAUUUACUCACACAUAAGAAUACACCAAACGUAUUCAUAAGCUCAUCGAAUGAUAUGGAACCGGAUGAAUUAAUCAAUCAUUAUAGCCAUUUAGAAAAUUCUGAAGAAUAUUUGAAAAAUCGAUUUAACAUUCUUAUCCCAGAAACGAAUCUGCAGCAUUUUAACAUAGAAGAAAAACAUAGCAAUAUGAACAGAAAGAAUAACACAUCUAUUGGCAGUUGCAAUCAUAAUACAAAAUUAUGUGUCAAUGAAUAUACACAAUCAAAACCUUGUGCUGAUGUGAAGGAGAAAAAAAAUAACGCAAACAAUAGUGGAGAAAUUUAUUAUCCUUAUGCGAAAUUAAAUAUUAGCAUAAAUUACUUUUUUAGAAAAAGAAAAGAACGAUACCUAUUUAAUAAAAAGGAUCUGUAUGGAAAUCAAGACAUUAACUGCGCUAGCCAGAUAUUUAAAAAAAUUCAAAAUGAUAUACAGCCGAUACUCCUAGCACCUCCAAAGUACAAAAAUUUUUAUUUGCAAAAAUUACAAGGCCUCUUUUACUCCAAUCUUGAUGAUGAUUACAUAUAA